Molecule: messenger RNA, 4857 nt
Organism: Solea senegalensis (Senegalese sole)
Lineage: Eukaryota; Metazoa; Chordata; Actinopteri; Pleuronectiformes; Soleidae
Gene: baz1a
Product: bromodomain adjacent to zinc finger domain, 1A
Exons: 30
Coding region: 175-4449 (1424 amino acids)
Biological process (GO): chromatin remodeling
Molecular function (GO): protein binding
Source: RefSeq, a predicted model, not a curated record
AAACUCACAUUUCCGAGCCUUAAACUCGGUCCGUGAAGUAACUGAAAACUUGGUCAACAAGCGGCCGGUCCUGAGCUCCAGCCGCAGCCCGCUCACUUCUCCGGCUUCUACUUUGAACCGGGUUUUGUGGCUCCGUGGUCGGCAGCUCGGUGCGGACGGUGUUUCGGAGAGAAGAUGCCGCUGCUCCACAGAAAAGCCUUCGUGCGGCAGAAACCUCCGGCGGAUCUGCGUCCGGACGAAGAGGUUUUUCUCUGUAAAAUCACCCACGAGAUCUUCAGGAGCUACGAUGACUUCUUUGAGAGGACCAUCCUGUGCAACAGUCUGGUGUGGAGCUGUGCUCUGACGGGCCGAGCAGGCCUGACGUACCUGGAGGCGGUGGAGAGCGAGCGGCGGGCCAAGCAGAACCUGCAGAACUUCCCUCAGGCAUUGGUGGUUCCACUGCUCCACCUGGUGGCUGUGAGUGGUCACUGCAGGCUGACGGAACUGUGCGAGGACGUGUACGCGUUUGUCAAAGAGCGAUUCUUCCCUGGAGAGACUGUGGAUGUGACUGGACGCAGACAUGUGUGUGAGAUUCUUCAGGUUCACUCUCCUCACUCCAGCGCUAACGGUCGUGCUAAGCUAUCAGCUGACAGUGACACCAUCGUCAUCAGUGACAGUGAUGAAGACGCCUCUGUCCUCCAGAGUCCAACAGCUCAGGUCAACGGGAAGAAGACAAAGAAGCCCCUGAGUCCGUCUGUCUUUAAAUACACCGUGAGGACGAUGAAGGACGAACAAAGUGAGACGUUCACUGUCAGAGCCAAUCAGAUCAGUCGCAGGAAGUCGUCUCUGUCCAGAGAGAGACUGAAGCUGCUGCUCAAACAACACUGUGAACCUCACAACGGAACCAUCACACUCAAGUCGUCCACAGUGCUGAAGUACCGUCUCUCUGAAAACGUCUUCUCUCAGUUCUUCCCUGAUGAGCCCCCCCUCCUCCCCUUCAGCCCUGGCUCUAAAGGUGGGGGGCGUGGCUUGUGUGGUCAGGCGGAGGAGAAGCUGAAGCUGCUGCAGCACAGGGAGGAGAUGGAGCGAGCGCGUCUGAAGAAGGAGAAGGAGGAGGUGCAGGAGACCAAGAGGAGGGAGAGGGAGGACAAGGAGAAGAUGAAGGAGGAGCAGAGGAGGAGGUUUGAGGAGGAGAAGCAGAGGAGAAGAGAGGAGAAGGAGCUGAGGAAGCUGGAGAAGGAGAGGGAGAGAGAGAAGUUAAAGGAGGAGAAGAAGAAAUAUGCAGAGCGUCUGAAGCUGUGGAACAAACCCAGAGAAGACAUGGAGUGUGAAGAUCUGAAGGAGCUUCCCAGUCCAGUUCCUGUGAGAACCCGUCUUCCAGCAGAACUGUUUGGAGAAGCUCUGAUGGUUCUAGAGUUCCUGCGAGCGUUUGGAGAAGCAUUUGAUCUGAAGGACGAGUUCCCUGACGGAGUCACUCUGGAGGUUCUGGAGGAGGCUCUGGUGGGUUCUGAUCCUGAAGGUCCUCUGUGUGAGCUGCUCUUCUUCUUCCUCACGGCCAUUUUUCAGGCUCUGGACGAGGAGCAGGAGGCGGUGACCAAGGACCAGGCCGAAGACCUGUCUGAGCCUCUAGAGGACGACUCUGACCCGACUCGCUCGGCGCUGAGUGCCGUGGCGUCAUUGGCGGGGGCGUGGCCUCAGCUGCAUCAGGGCCGCAGUCUGAAGGACCUGGACCUGGACAGCUGCACGCUCUCAGAGAUCCUGCGCCUGCACAUCCUGGCGUCCGGCGCCGACUGUAACCACGGCAACGCCAAGCUGCGCUACCAGAAGCAGGGCGGGUUCACGCUGAUGGACGACCCGUGUGUGGAGCUGCGAUUGGCCGAGCCGGCGCUGGUGAAGAGGCUGUCGAACACGGCGGUUUAUGACCUGACACCAGGAGAGAAGCUGAAGAUCCUCCAGGCUCUGGUGGGGAAGCUGCUCACACUGGACUCCAGCAGAGACCUCAUCGAGGACAGUGUGGACGAGCAGAAGCUGGCCAGACAGGAACUGAGAGAGAUCAGAGCUGAGCAACACCGACGGGAGAGAGAGGAGGCCGCACACAGGGUGCGUCUCCGUAAAGAGGAGCGUCUGAAGGAGCAUGAGAUGAGGAUGAAGGAGAAGGAGGAGAAGCUGAAGGUGCAGACACACAGUGACACUGCUACACAACAACAACACACUGAGGAUGAUGAGGAUCAAAUCUCUUCAUCGUCCAACAACAUGAUGACGACUAAAGGUAAACACACGACUCAUGUUUGCUUGUCUUCUUUCUGUCCCACCCCACCUCUGACCUCCAGACCUCUAAUCUGCAGCAGCCUGACAGCUGAGGAGCAGGAGAUGGAGCAGGAGAAGGUGCGAGAGCUGCAGGGGCGGAUCCAGAAGGCGGCGGCCUGCACCUGCCUGCAGCCUCUGGGCAGAGACCGCCUCUACCGCCGCUACUGGCUCCUCCCCUCCACCCCUGCUCUGUUUGUGGAGGACGACUCAUUCGGCCUAACAGAGGACAUGCUGCGGCCACGCCCACAGCACGCCACAUCCAAGAUGUGCGAUGAGGAGGAUAUCAAGGAGGAGCCAGUCGAGGGAAGCACCGGCUCCAGCCCCGCCCCCCCCUUCACCUGCGGCCCACCAGUGGAUCGUCCAAACCGCUGGUCGUUCUACAGCUCAGUGGACGAGCUGGAGCAGCUGAUGGACGCGCUGAACCCCCGAGGUCACAGAGAGAGCGGCCUGAAGGAGGCGCUGCAGCAGGAGAGAGACAGACUGCUGCUGCUGCUCACACACACACACCACUGCACGCUCACAGACCACCCGGAGUCGUCCAGGUCUGUCCCAGAAUGCAGUGCAGCAGCAGAGACGCUGAUGGAGGUCAGACUGAGAGACCUGCUGCUGGACAUCGAGGACAGAAUCCACCAGGGAACUCUGGGAACUCUGAAGGUGAUGGACAGACACGUGUGGCGCUCGGCGUUGGAGGCGGGAAACUACGAGCUGCUGUGCUGUGACGACGCCGCGGAGGCAGAGUCGAGUCAGCUGAGAGCCAAGGACAGACUCCAGGAGCUCAGGUCUGACGCGGCGAGCGGGACCAGCGGCAGCGGAACCCCUCAGGUGAUCAGCAACUCUGUACGAGUCCUGGCUCUGGCUCUCACUCACAUCGAGCAAGGCAUCGAGAGACGCUUCCUCAAAGCGCCGCUGGGUGAAGAAGACUCAAAGAAAGACCAGAAAUCAAAGAAGAACAAGAAGAAGGACGAUGACGAGGCCAGUGAAGAUGGAAGUGAAAAUGGUCGAGUGACAAAGACGGUGUUGGAGCGAUGGAGGGAGUCUCUGCAGUCCUGCUCCAGUCUGUCCCAGGUGUUUGUCCACCUGUCCUCUCUGGACAGAAGCGUCCUCUGGUCUCGCUCCGUCCUGAACGCUCGCUGUCGUCUGUGCAGACGUAAAGGAGACGCUGACAACAUGCUUCUGUGUGACGGCUGUGACCGUGGACACCACACCCACUGCCUGAGGCCCCGCCUCAAGACGGUUCCAGAAGGAGACUGGUUCUGUCCGGACUGUCGACCCAAACAGAGAUCCAGCAGACUCCCGUCUCGACAACGCUCCUCUGUCGACGAGGACGAGCUGGAGGAGGAGGAGGAGGAGGAGUCUGAUGAGGAGGAGGAUGAAGAGACUGAGGAGUCAGAAGAGGAGGAGUCAGAGGAGGAGGAGUCAGAGGAAGAGGAGGAGGAAGUGUCAGUGAGCACCAAGAAGAGUCAGGCCCCGCCCCCUAAAGGCAAACUUCAACAGGCCACACCCAAAAACAACACUACUCCAGCGGGGAAGAGCUCGUCAGCUUCCAGGUCCUUGGGGAAGAAGGCCACGCCCCCUACAUCCAAGACUGCCGUGACAUCAGCCACCAAAGCUCCGCCCCGCCCAGGGAGCCGGAACAGCGCCCGUCUGAGCCUCGAGACCCCACCUCCCAACGGCAGCACGAGGAUCUCACCUGGUCAGAAGAGGGCGCCGACAGAAAUGGCUCCUCCCUCUAAAUCGUCCAGACUCGUCCUCAGUGCCGUUGCCCCCUCCACUUCCUCCAGACGCUCCUCUGGGCGGAGCCACGGCGUCCACGAGCUGUCGGCCUGUGAACAGCUGACGGUGGAGCUGGUGAGACACGAGGACAGCUGGCCUUUCAUGAAGCUGGUGUCCAGAACACAGGUUCCUGACUACUAUGACAUCAUCAAGAAGCCGAUGGCUCUGAGUGUGAUCAGAGAGCGAGUGAACAGCUGUGAAUAUCAGUCAGCAGGUGACUUCAUCUCAGACGUGGAGCUCAUGUUCUCUAACUGUCUCCACUACAACCCUCGUCACACCAACGAGGCUAAAGCGGGAAACCGUCUGCAGCAGUUCUUCUACGCUGAACUCAGGAGGCUGGGCCUGUCUGAGCUUAGCCCCGCCCCCCCCACCAAACGAUCCCGACACUGACCACGCCUUCCGCCCGCCACCACCUGUCCUUGGUGUCGGAGACACUUGUCCUUUGUCUUUUCUGUUUUCUACAUGGACCAAACCCAUGGUGACGGAGCAGGAAGUGAUGUCAUCACCUUCUUUAUUAUUUCUUGUUGACGUUGACUGAGCUCAUUAAAUGUUCAUGAUUAGAAAGUUGAUUAUUGAUCAGUUUAGACCUUUGACCUUUGCAUUUCUACCUUUUGUGUUCUAACUUUUGGAGUGUGUGUGUGUGUGAGAGGGGCGGGGUCUGGCUGUCAAAACUACACUGGAGCCACUGCAGCAGCGCCCCCUGCCUGUAUUUAUUUAGUUGCAGUUUGUCUUUAUUUAUGACUGAUAGACUCUGAUGUUCAUUAAUGAUGUAAAAAUAAAUGAGGUUUUAUAAAAACA